AUGGACCCGAAGGACUACUACGAAGUACUGAUUGACCCCAAACAGGUCACUGACCGGAUUUAUGGGAGCAAAAUUGUCAUAGGGUUGGAGCAAUGCAUGCUAUUUUCGACAUGGGGGGUCAAAACAUGCAUGUUGAUGCUUUACUGGCGAAUCACUCGAAACUUGAAAUCAAAUCUGUACAUCAAGAUUCUUGCUGUUUACGUGGCUGUUGGAUUUGUUGUCAUUAUGGUCACAUAUUAUGCAGUAUACUGCCGACCAUUCUCACAAUACUGGGCUAUGCCCGUGCAGAAUAUGCAAUGCGCUACAUACGCACACUACUCGAUAACGCAAGCGGUCUUCAACAUUUCCUCCGAUGCCGCGAUGCUCGCUAUUCCAAUUCCGCUCCUUAUCAAAGCUCAACUCAAACGCCGCAGAAAGAUAGUCCUGAUCGGCAUCAUGAGCCUAGGCUUGUUCACCAUCAUCGCUGCCAUCCUGAACAAAUAUUUCAACUUUGCCGCUCCACUCACAACACAAUACCAGCUUUGGUACAUUCGCGAAGCCAGCACAGCAAUUUACGUUGCAAAUCUCAUGUGCUGGUGGCCCCUUCUGCGCAAAGUUUUCGGUCUCAGGGCCUUCCAAUAUAACAGCAACCGAGGCCGGCGGCCUGGAAAUCAAAUCAACCAAAACAAAAAUAGCAGUGGCGAGCACUCCAACAGCUCACAAUCACGGCCUUCGCACACCUUCUCUCGCUCAUGGAGAGCUCCUUUUCGUCGAUAUAUUAAGGAUGCACAGCCCAGUCUACAUGGUGCCCCGCGAUCAAGUAUGGAAGCUAUCAAUCGGUCGGAUAAACAGUUCAUGAGCGAUAUGCAUCGUGUCGAAGCUGUUUCAUUGGAGACCUGGAAUCAGAAGGACGAACUUGGGAUUGAAAGCUCCGCAACGCAGGACUAUCUAGAUUCUUUUGAUCAUGAUAAUUCCCACGAGCUGCAUCAGGAAAUCAUGCAUUCCGAGGGCGAGUACAGUGCCCAAAUAGACACCAAGCGACACACACGGUCGCCUUGUUGA
This is a messenger RNA of Penicillium soppii, 1041 nucleotides long. RefSeq lists its product as uncharacterized. The transcript has a single exon. Lineage: Eukaryota; Fungi; Ascomycota; Eurotiomycetes; Eurotiales; Aspergillaceae. The coding region runs from base 1 to 1041 and encodes 346 amino acids. The record is from RefSeq and is a predicted model, not a curated record.